AUGGAAUCAGAGGUAGAUGACUUCAAGGCAGAGUGUGAGAAGGGAAACGAGGACAAGGCUACUUGUGAUUCCUACAAUGAAUGGUUGGCCUGGAAGGACGCCCACGAGAGUGCACUUGAGAAAAUCUCCGCAAAACAGUCCAACAUUCGCUUCAAACGCCAAGCUGAACAAGAGCCUGGUGACAUCGAAUCAGAGGUAGAUGACUUCAAGGCAGAGUGUGAGAAGGGAAACGAGGACAAGGCUACUUGUGAUUCCUACAAUGAAUGGUUGGCCUGGAAGGACGCCCACGAGAGUGCACUUGAGAAAAUCUCUGCAAAACAGACCAACAUUCGCUUGAAACGCCAAGCUGAACAGGAAGAUGAAAUGCAAGAAUUUGAUAAUGAAUCAAAUCUUGAAUUAUCAGAAUUUAAAAAGGCUUGUGAAGAAGGGACUGAAGAUAAAGAUACAUGUGACUCCUUUUACAAUGUGAUGAAAAAGAAAGAAGAGAAAAAGAAUAUUUUUCGUCGUAAACGCAAUGCCGAGGCAGUGAUAGAAACUGGGAAGGACAAAGAGAAUUAUGAAUCCAAUCUAGAGAUUUCAGAAUUCAAAAAGGCAUGUGAAGAAGGGACGGAAGAUAAAGAUACAUGUGACUCCUUUUACAAUCUGAUGAAAAAGAAAGAAGAGAAAAAGAAUAUUUUUCGUCGUAAACGCAAUGCCGAGGCAGUGAUAGAAACUGGGAAGGACAAAGAGAAUUAUGAAUCCAAUCUAGAGAUUUCAGAAUUCAAAAAGGCAUGUGAAGAAGGGACGGAAGAUAAAGAUACAUGUGACUCCUUUUACAAUCUGAUGAAAAAGAAAGAAGAGAAAAAGAAUAUUUUUCGUCGUAAACGCAAUGCCGAGGCAGUGAUAGAAACUGGGAAGGACAAAGAGAAUUAUGAAUCCAAUCUAGAGAUUUCAGAAUUCAAAAAGGCAUGUGAAGAAGGGACGGAAGAUAAAGAUACAUGUGACUCCUUUUACAAUCUGAUGAAAAAGAAAGAAGAGAAAAAGAAUAUUUUUCGUCGUAAACGCAAUGCCGAGGCAGUGAUAGAAACUGGGAAGGACAAAGAGAAUUAUGAAUCCAAUCUAGAGAUUUCAGAAUUCAAAAAGGCUUGUGAAGAAGGGACGGAAGAUAAAGAUACAUGUGACUCCUUUUACAAUCUGAUGAAAGAGAAAGACGAGCAAAAUAAUAUUUUUCGUCGUAAACGCAAUGCCGAGGCACUGAUAGAAACUGGAAAGGACAAAGAGAAUUAUGAAUCCAAUCUAGAGAUUUCAGAAUUCAAAAAGGCUUGUGAAGAAGGGACAGAAGAUAAAGAUACGUGUGACUCCUUUUACAAUCUGAUGAAAGAGAAAGAAGAGCAAAAGAAUAUUUUUCGUCGUAAACGCAAUGCCGAGGCACUGAUAGAAACUGGAAAGGAUAAAGAGAAUUAUGAAUCCAAUCUAGAGAUUUUAGAAUUCAAAAAGGCUUGUGAAGAAGGGACAGAAGAUAAAGAUACAUGUGACUCCUUUUACAAUCUGAUGAAAGAGAAAGAAGAUGAAAACGUGUUCCCGCGUGGUAGACGUGAUACUAAGGGAACUUACGAAGUUGCAAACGUCAACGAAAAAGACUUAAACGAUCAGAAUCCAGGGGACAUGCACCCAAAUAUUGAGGAAGAUGAAAAAAGCAGAAUCUCAAAACUCACAAAAGAUUGUGAAGAUGGAAAAGAAGAUCAGGAUACCUGCGAUUCAUAUUUCAAGUGGAUGGAAUGGAAGAAAAACCAUGACGCCUUUUUAAAAAGAAAUAACGAGAACGAGUCUGGAGAUCAUUUGAAUAACAGAGUUGGGAAAGCAGCAGAAAAGAAGAAACAGACUUCUGAUGGUCACAAGAAGGAAGAAGAGAACGGAGAUUCAGAAAGAAGUGAAGAAGAUGAAAGUAAACUGAGGAAGUUAGACGCAAAGAUCAGAGCUGAUUUUGAGCAAGAUGAUGUUUAUUCUACAAAAAUUGCAAAAGGACGUACUUUUCAAGGGCCUUCCUCUGCGGAGAGAUCUAGCACCCUGCGAAAGAAUUCCGGUGAAUUUAAACGCAGAAGUUCACAUAGUCUUGAUGGAUUUGAAACUGAGCUUGACCAGGCAAAUGCAAGAAUAAAAGACGCCGAUAAAGCGAUUAGUGAAAACAACGAACCUGUUGUACGACCAAGGAUGGUCGGAGAAAGGGAUAUGCAGGUACCAAAACUGCAUCACAGGCAUGCAAUUUCCAAAAGACAACGCAGGACUGUCGCUGAAGUGCUUUAUAAAUUGUUAGCGCAGAAAAAUGCCGCUCACAAGCGAAUAUCACCUGGCAGAAAAUGA
Messenger RNA from Rhopilema esculentum, 2340 nucleotides. NCBI's taxonomy places the organism in Eukaryota, Metazoa, Cnidaria, Scyphozoa, Rhizostomeae, Rhizostomatidae. The record is from RefSeq and is a predicted model, not a curated record.